Molecule: messenger RNA, 381 nt
Organism: Trametes versicolor FP-101664 SS1
Lineage: Eukaryota; Fungi; Basidiomycota; Agaricomycetes; Polyporales; Polyporaceae
Exons: 5
Coding region: 1-381 (126 amino acids)
Source: RefSeq, a predicted model, not a curated record
AUGGAUGCCAUCAUCCGCCCGAGCGAGGAUGCUCCCAGGUGUUUCAGUGGCGUCAAAUCAAAGUGUCCGAAUGGACCUGUGCUGUCGACGUUGACCUCAAAGGCCCCGGUCCAAGAUAUCGCCCCAAGAUACAUAAGCGAGCACUGUGUCACUUAUGCCCCAUGGCUCGGCGCGGUCUUCGUCUGCGACGAGCUUUACAAGCUCAUCGACGGCAAGAAGAACAUCGAGGCGUACAAGAACGGGUUCGUGAAGUUCGCCCUGCUGUUCAUCGGCCCCUCGGAGUCGAUCCCGCGGAAGAUGGACAAGAACCACUUCGAACUCGAGAACGAUCUCACGCUCAAGGAUAUCGUCGGGCUGGGGCCAGCGCGAGCACAAGCUUGA